Molecule: messenger RNA, 1063 nt
Organism: Dentiscutata heterogama
Lineage: Eukaryota; Fungi; Glomeromycota; Glomeromycetes; Diversisporales; Gigasporaceae
Source: the annotation of a GenBank genome assembly
AUGUCACUUAACAUGCACUUAAACGGGAUUCACGGGACCUUGCUAUUAUUUCUCGUAUUAAUUUUUGUAAAGUUUAGUUUCAGUCAAACAGUGCUAAAUACUCCAGAAACUUCUGCAGGUACAGAAACGCUAACAAUAGUGACAUCUACAAAUAUAACUACACAUGUCCUUUCAUCUUCUGAAGUUACAUCUACGAUUGUAACAACACAUGUUCCUUCAUCUUCUGAAGUUACAUCUACGAUUGUAACAACACAUGUUCCUGCAUCUUCUAAAGUCACAUCUACGAUUGUAACAACGCAAGUUUCUUCUGUAGUGACAACGACAACAACGCAAGUUUCCACAACUUCUGUAGUGACAACGACAACUACACAAGCAUCUAUAACUUCUGUAGUGACAACGACAACUCCGCAAGUUUCUACAACUUCUUUAAUGACACCAACAAUAGCACAAGUUUCUACAACUUCUGUGGUGACGCAGACAACAACACAAACACCUGCAGUUCCUACAGGUCUUACAACUUCUAUAAUUUCUGGAACUUCCGUAACUGCAACAACAACGGAGACAACAACACAAACACCUGCAAUACAAGAACCGACACCCAAUCCUGGAGCGCCGAAAUCGAAUACAAGUUCAUCUUACAGUUCAACUAAUACGGGAAAUUCUCCAACAACGCCACCAACCGAAGUAACAACGAUUAUUAAUCAAUGCACAGAUAAUACGCAAUAUUGUCAUACAGAUACUAAUACAAAAGCCACUGGAAAAAUAUUUACAAGUACAGCUGCUAAUCAAAAGAUUACUCUAACAACUUCUUAUGAUAAAACAAUUACAAAAUUCACAACUACAACGUUUAUACAAACUGUUACUCAAAUAUAUCAAGGAUAUACAACAACUAUAACUACUAAAAUCAAUGGAGUGGAUACGACAUUUGAAACAUAUUAUCCACCAAGUACUGUUGUUGUGAUGCAAACAGUAACUGCUUCUGUACCUGCUAUAGAAGCAGGAGUAUCUAAUAAUAUUGGCGUUAAUUUCAGAGAUUAUAAUGGAUUAAUAAAUAUUAUUUGGA